GGUCACACUGUUCAGCAGUUCGCGCGCUUUUCUUACAAUUUUUGCGUGAUUUUGAUCAUUUUUUAAUUGCGUGAAAAAAGAUUGUGACUGGAUGUUAUAUUGCCUUGCAGUGCAUCUUUAUAUAUUUAAUAAACUAACUUAAAUCUAACGCAAACGGAGCAAUGGACAUCGAUGACGUUGCGAAAGCGGGCGAAGCAUACCACACAGUGCAGCUGUCGACCAAAGAAGUGUUGGCUGCUGGUGGCCGUCAGAAUUAUUGCACCAUGAUAGACUUGCUGGCCACCAGCAGCAAGACCACGGGCCUUAUAGGCACUUCCUUCCACUGAUGUUCGACGCUGACCGAAAGAUACAGAACUGCGCCGUGGCCGCUCUGGCGGAGGCUCUGGUUGCCCUGGACGUGUCGGUGAUACAGGCCACAUGUUGGCAAAAAUUAAGGAGCGACUUUAUCGAGAAAUACACACCGCUGAUUGGGGAGAUGCGAGAUGCAAGGAACCCAAACUGGCACAAGAUCUGGACUUUUUUGGUGCAGAUAAUUGAUGAGGAGCUGCUACGGGGAUGCACCUACAUGAACAAAUUCCUGGCCAUCGUUGAGAUGGGCUUCCGGAAUCCAGACCACGGAGUGCGCUCCGAGGCCUUCCUUUGCUGGCGUGUGCUGAUCAAGAUAUUCGCCGCCUAUGAUGAGCUGGCAUCUUCGAAGCGCCUUCGACUGCUCUUGAUACCCCUGCGCACCUCUCAGUCACGCUCCUCUCAUGUGAGCGGGAUUAAGCUGCGUGUCUGGUGGUACCUCAUCACCUGCCUUCACUCAGAGUUACCAAAGACCUUUGACAAUGCCGUCGAGCAUUUCCUAAUCUUCAUCUUCGGCGGCGGACCGCAGGGUCUGGCCACCGGGUUGGCCCACAACUAUCAGUCGUCCCGCGAGCUCGCCCUGCCCUGCCUCGUGUCGCUGUGGAAUGUCGACUCCAGUGAACCCCUGCAUCGUCUGAUGCGUGAGCUUCGCCUGGAGCCACUUACCCAGCCCUCACCAUUGAUGAGUUCAGAGGUCUUGCAGCAGCACUGGCGUCCCCUGCUGGCUGCCGCUGUGGCAGGCAUGAAGCUGCUCACCCAGAACGACUCCACGGAGUCGGAGCAGCUGUUGCUGCAACUGCUGAUGCGCAACCUAUGCCGCGCAAUGUUCAGGCUGGGCAUUGCCUCCUUCAACAUAGCUUGCUGCGGGGAAAUCGAGUCGAGUCUGCUCAGUCCUGUCGCGUCAGGUGGUCGCAUAGUGCGAGCGGUCUUUAACACCAUAGCGAGUUAGAGCCUGGAGAUGGAGCGGGUGGCC
Molecule: messenger RNA, 1318 nt
Organism: Drosophila miranda
Lineage: Eukaryota; Metazoa; Arthropoda; Insecta; Diptera; Drosophilidae
Product: telomere-associated protein RIF1-like
Exons: 2
Coding region: 326-1294 (322 amino acids)
Biological process (GO): telomere maintenance
Cellular component (GO): nucleus
Source: RefSeq, a predicted model, not a curated record